AUGGGUGUCUGGCAUAUGGCCAAGGUCGCCGUCAACGUGGCCAAGUUCGCCGCCACAACCGCCCUCGACCAUAUCGAGGGCAAAGAAGCUCCGCCGAAGUACAAGCUUCAUCCCGACAGUGCCUACCUAGGCAACAAAUACUAUUCGACAGACACUCACCUAGCGCCUCAGACCACCAGCUCACGUGCAGCUGCCUAUUCCCGUAGACCCGCUGCCCCGGUCGCCUUGCCCUCGCUUGGAACCAGUCCUUCAGAUUCGGACAAGAAGCAGACUCCGUCCACUAACUUCAUGAAACCACACGUUCACAUCGGGCGAACCCCCGUUCACACACCAUCACUGAAGCUGCUCAAGGAGAAGUACACUGUGCUGCGGCAUAGUGACCUGAUCGACGACGAUAUUAUCGACGAGACCGUUGGAAGGGAUCGCGACUUGUACUGGGUUAUCAAGGGUGCCGUCGUGUUGAUGGUCAAGGAGCGCUCGGAAGCGGCAUCUACGCCUCCUAAAGCACGCAAGCAAAGCUCGAAGGAAGCAGUGUAUGGAGCGUCUAUACCACCCCACAAGACUUACAAGAGCUCGAAGGAAGCGACUAAAGAGGCAAUGAAGGCGGAAGACGGUGGUACGACGUCCAGCAACCCUCUUAACAGUCCCAGUGUCGAAGACUUCUUCGCAGGCAUCUUCGAUAUCGAUCAGUGCGACCGCAUUGACGGACUCCCUCCUAACCCCUUGGCCAAAACUCCUCAUGACAGCCAAACGGCACCUUGUACCGCUGCCGAUAAACAGGCCGCCCUCCAUCCACUGGAUCACAUCCCCCGGAACGAGCUAGUGAUCAUCUUCAGACACGACACCAAGGAGCUAUUCGUUCGCAAACCUGACGGCAAGCUGUAUCCGGUCAUUUGGGGGGUUCGCGCGAUUCGUUCACACCUGCGAGGGGGUGAUGACGCCUCGCCUGUGGUAGGCGAUGUGAAGUUCACGAAUGUUGAAGGGGAAAUGGACGUGGAUGACGAGGGGUUCGUGGAUGUAGAGUAUGUGUGA
This is a messenger RNA of Didymosphaeria variabile, 1032 nucleotides long. RefSeq lists its product as uncharacterized. Lineage: Eukaryota; Fungi; Ascomycota; Dothideomycetes; Pleosporales; Didymosphaeriaceae. The transcript has 2 exons. The record is from RefSeq and is a predicted model, not a curated record. The coding region runs from base 1 to 1032 and encodes 343 amino acids.